AUGUCAGAAGUCAUACCUUCUUUACCAGAUGCUCACCUUGUUCGCACUUACCCAAAAGACUAUGCUGGCACUGACACUGAGUCGGAAGGUGAAGCACAGUUUGAAUUAGACACAGAGGAUGAAGAACAAUACUCCAUCUCUACAAGACUACAACAAAAUCAACAACACAUGGACCAACAAAUCACACCACCUUCUGGAGAACACUCUACUUGGAUACUAGAACCUCAAACUUGGAAAACAACAGAAGGCACAGACGUUGUGCUUGUCAGAAAGCCAACAGCGUCAAACUUAUCACACCGCCUUUUAAAUCCAUUUAUCUACAGAAACAUUCAAAAUGUUGGUACUCUCGAUGCAUUGGCUGCCCUAUUGGACACUCCAAGUGACUGGGAAGAAAAAUAUAAUCAAAUUGCUCAAGACGGAUAUAUCAUUAGGAAGUUGAAUCGUUUCAGUGCAUUGCCAGAAGAUGCGUCAGAAAGCGAUAUCCAAUUUCAGUUUGCUGGCCUCGUUGAAGCUAUUGGUAGCCGUUUUGGUCUUGAUCUGAUCGCAAGCUCUGAGACCAAAAUCAUCGUGGGCGGUAUUCUUGCUAGAUAUGAAUAUGACAUCCGAGGCAAAUGCGACCCUCAUUUCCUCAACGAUAAUGGUGUUCAUCUCAUCGCAUCAGAAGCCAAAACGCAUCGGACAUUUGGACAAGGAGAAAUGUGGUAUCAUUCAUCCAGAGGCAUUCAAGUCAUUUCAGCACUAUACUCGUUCAACUGCCCAACAUUUUUAUUCACACAAAAGCAAUGGAAACUAUUUGUCGAAAACAAUGACCGGAAUGCUAUAUUGACUUUUCCGUAUGAUGAUGAUGCCGAACAUACUCCUCACGUCAAUUCCAGUUUGGUUCAACCAAUGGGAACAACAUUUUUAAAAGCCAUUGCCAUAUGUUUACUAUCAAAGCGAGAAUCGUUGGUUGAAUCUAUAAAAGCAAUAUCCAUGAAAGAAUCAUCACAAGUAGCGGAAACACCAACAAAAACCACUAUCAAGCCAAAGUAUUUCGAUACUACAGAAAAACCACAAAGACGAUCGGCGCGUUUACAAAAAUCUUCUGGUCCUAACUAUGGAACGAAGCAACCAUCAUUUGUAUCUGGUUAUAUUGAUGGGAAACCAUUAUAUACAACCGUUAGGGUUGUUCCACGGGAGGUAGUUUUAAUGAUUGAGGAUGAAAUUACUUUGCAAGAAAAGAUGGAGUUUAAACAACAAGCAAGUCAAGCGACUUUAUUUGAAUAAAAUGUAUUUUUAAU
This is a messenger RNA of Batrachochytrium dendrobatidis JAM81, 1280 nucleotides long. RefSeq lists its product as uncharacterized. The transcript has a single exon. The coding region runs from base 1 to 1266 and encodes 421 amino acids. NCBI's taxonomy places the organism in Eukaryota, Fungi, Chytridiomycota, Chytridiomycetes, Rhizophydiales. The record is from RefSeq and is a predicted model, not a curated record.